CGCGCGCACUAAAGUAUCCCCUUGUGCCUUAGUACCAGUCCACACCCCCGAUGAAAACGAUGGGAUUAUCGAUCGUGUUGCUAUCCAACUUUUCGCUGACAGUUAACCGUAGAGACAGAUUUUUGGGGAAGCAAAGCACGCGUUGUUACAGGAUGAGACGAUACUGAAGAAUCCUGUCUGUGUGUUAAUCCGUCUGUGAUCUGUGAUAAGAGAAACUUGCAAUAAAUCCACGACGAUUUCCCUCCCUAGCUCGUCUCGCGAUGCAAAAUCCGAAUAUCGAUAUACAAGAGGGGAGAAGGCUUCGUAGCGUGCGGAGAAGACUGUUUGAAGAUGAUGGCGACGAGGAGACGCCACGAAGUUCUGCAGUCGAAGAUAAUGCGAAUUACAUUCUCGAGGAAGCUAGGAAAAAUCGAGAAAAUGCUAAACAAAGGUGGAACUUUGACUUUGAAAAUGAAGAACCACUACCCGGUCGUUACGAAUGGGUGAGAUUAGACGAACAUGGAAAUGAAGUCUGUAAUCCGCUGGAGAGAGAUGAAGUAGAAAAUUUGCAGGAAGACAAUGACGAUACGAUGGAAGAUCAUGCAGAUGGAACCGGAAAAUAAACGUUAUGAAACUGACUGAAUUGCAGCCAGUAAAAUUGAGAUAGAAAUUCAUUGGCAUAUACAAAUAAUGGAUACAAAGUAUAUUGACUCGACUUCUAGUCAGAGUAGACACGCUCUAGUGUCUACAGAGCUAGUAAACCAAAGUUGAUCUUUUUAUUUAAAAUAAUUGAAAAUCCUUCAUUCGUAAUGAUAUUUGUUGUUGUAUAAU
Molecule: messenger RNA, 810 nt
Organism: Heterotrigona itama
Lineage: Eukaryota; Metazoa; Arthropoda; Insecta; Hymenoptera; Apidae
Source: the annotation of a GenBank genome assembly